CAACAAGCCAAAAAUUCGACAAAACAACAACAAUUUUCUAACAGCAACUGUGUAUUCUGUGUAAUAAUAAAAUGGAAGAUUUUGAGGCAGAGUUACGGACAGUGCGACAGGAGCUACAGACUGUGGAGUGCCAGCUUGAGGAUCUUCUACAGAGGCAGACUGACCUCCUUGACAGGGAAACACAGCUAGAGGCUAUUAUCACGCAGGCCAACAAAACUGACAGUGCUGACAAUAAAUGGGAAUCUAAUGAUUUCCCUUGGUCAGGCAAAUUGAAGGAAACUCUCAAGUCUGUGUUUAAGAUUGGAAAUCUACGACCUAUGCAGUUGCAGACAAUGAAUGUUACAAUGUCGGGGAAGGACUGCAUUCUCAUCAUGCCCACUGGAGGAGGGAAAAGUCUCUGUUUUCACCUGCCGGCUUUGUUGUCUAAGGGUGUGACGCUGGUGGUUUCCCCACUUGUGUCUCUGAUGGAGGACCAAGUGAUGUCCCUGCAGUCGUACAAUGUUGACGCCACCAUGCUGAAUGCCGCCUCUGACAAAAAUACUGUAAAACAGGUCCAAGAAGCCAUGGUUGACCACAACGCCAGCCUAAAGCUGCUAUAUGUUACACCCGAGAAGCUGGCAAAGAGUAAGAGAUUCAUGGCUCGUUUGGAGAAGAUGUACAAGGCCGGAAGAUUCGCUCGCCUUGUGAUUGACGAGGUCCACUGCUGCUCACAAUGGGGGCAUGACUUUAGACCUGACUACAAGUUCCUGGGAAUAAUGAAGCGCCAGUUCCCUGAGGUCCCCAUCCUGGGCCUUACCGCCACAGCAACCAGCACCGUCCUGGAGGAUGUGAAGAAGAUCCUCAACAUUGAACACUCUACCCUCUUUAGAGCCUCCUUCAAUAGACCAAACCUUUUUUACGAGGUUCGUGCUAAGUCAGGUGUUCAUAAAGAAGUCAUGGAUGACAUCCAAAAACUCAUUGACACAAAGUUUUCUAAGCAGUCAGGUAUAAUCUACACAUUUUCCAAGAAAGAGUCCGGGGAGGUGACUGUGGACCUGCAAUCGCGGGGGAUUAAGGCGGGCUGUUACCAUGCCGACCUCAGUGCCCAGGAGAGAAGCAGGGUUCACCGUGCCUGGAUUGCCAACCAUGUACAUGUGGUUGUGGCUACAGUGGCAUUUGGUAUGGGCAUAGACAAGCCGGAUGUGAGGUUUGUGAUUCACCACUCGUUGAGCAAGUCCAUGGAAAACCUCUACCAGGAGAGUGGGCGGGCAGGUCGGGAUGAGAAGCGGUCCCACUGCAUCAUAUAUUACCGCCUGCAGGACGUGUUCCGACAGAGCACCAUGGUGAUGACAGAACAGACAGGCCUAACCAACCUGUAUGGCAUUGUUGCGUACUGCGUGGACGCUAAGAAGUGUAGGCGGAGUGUUAUAGCUCGGUACUUUGGUGAGGUGUGGGACAGCAGCCAGUGUAACCGAAUGUGUGACCACUGCGAUAACCAGUGUGAGGUAGAAAAGAAGGAUGUUACCAAGCUCUGCUCCAGUGUCCUUCAGAUACUGGACAAGGCGUCAGCAGCAGACAGUAAACUGACGGCAUCUAAAGUGCUGGAUGCCUGGCAGGGCAAGGGUCCGCCAAUAAAUAGGGUCAAGGAGACCGAGACAGGCGAAGAUAGAAGUCGUCUAGAGGUGAUACUGACUCACAUGUUAUUGAAGCAGUAUUUACGUGAGGACUUCCACUUCACCCCGUACUCCACCAUCAGCUACAUUAUACCAGGACGAAAGGCGAACUUACUAUGCACUGGAGUUGACACAGUGCACAUUGAGCUGAAAGGAGCAAGAAAAUCCAUGCAGUCAGUUCCUUCUUUGAAUUCGAAGCAAUCUCAGAACUCGAGUCACUCUGCUAAUUCAGAACAAAGUCAGUCAGAAGGGAGAUCUAGCAAGCCAGAGUUGGUGUUUGUGAAUAAGGAGAAAUCUGCUUUUACUGAUAUGAAAUUUACUUCACCUAACGGUAGUCAAGACAGACAGGAUGCUAGAGGUUCAGGGGAACCGCAGACUAACAAACCUUCUGGGUGUGAGAGGCAGAAAUCUGGGAUGAAAAGGAGUUCUUCUGAUAAAAACUCUCUCAAACUUAAAAAGAAAAGAGUAAUUGUGUGUGAUAGUGACUCUGAUGAUUUAGACUUUGGAAAUAGUUCUUCCAGUGUCGAAGACAAAGUCAAAAUUGUUAAAAGAUCUUCAAAAGGUGGUGAUAGAGUAAGAAAAAGUGACAGUACUACAACAGAUCUGAGCCAAGGAGCUGUUGUAAUCGAUUCUGAUAGUGACUGUGGUAUUGUUACAUGAGUAUUUUAAAGAAACAAAAUCAUGUUAUAUUUAAAAGUGCAAGAAAUUAAAAUUAUUAAAUUCUCAUCUUUAUGCCCCCACAAAAAUGUGGGUGGGGGAGCAAUAUAGAUAUGCCCUUGUCUGUGAUUCCAUCAGUAAGUAUAAUGCAAACUUGUGUCAGUCAAAACUCUCACCUAGACUCAAGAAACCUUGGUGAUAUGUUAUUUAGGUGAUGAAGUUUUGCAGUUCCAAAACUAUAUUUCCUAGAGUCAUGAAUCCUUAGGAGAAUGUUGUUCAGGUGAUGGAGUUUUGCACCUGGUGUUUUGUUUUCUGCUGCACUUUGUGAAACCAGAGUUAUGGCCCUUGAAUUGGCAUAAGUUGGCAUUUCUGGACUCUCAAUACUCUUAAACAAUUUCACCUGGAGUCAAGAAACCUUUCAGGGUGAUAUUUAGGUGAUGAAGUUAUGCACCUGGGGUUUGGUUUCCCGCUGCACUUAAUAAAACCAAAGUUAUGCCUCUUAAAUUAGCAAGAAAGGGCAGUUUUGGACUUUUUCGACUGGUGGUGCUCAUAACUUCAACACUCAUGAGAUCAGGAAGGACUUCAAUAUUUAUAAGUUCUGGAGCUCAUAAUUUUGUUUUAUGGAGAAUGGACGAAAUAAUGGCCCUUGCUUUUGUGAGCAGUGCAGCAUUUGCAAGCACCCGUGUCCUAUAAACCUAUUUCCAGUCAAUAAUGAUUAUGUUGAGAAAAACUGUGUUUGAAGCUAGAUCAUGUACAUGGUAAUCUUUUUUACAAUCAACUUAUGUUUGAUUCAUGUUUAUGAUUGUUUCUAUUAAAAAAAAUGUAAGCUUUAGAAAAUAAAUGAAGUUUG
Messenger RNA from Mya arenaria, 3159 nucleotides. Its product is annotated as ATP-dependent DNA helicase Q1-like. Lineage: Eukaryota; Metazoa; Mollusca; Bivalvia; Myida; Myidae. Bases 72 to 2312 code for a protein of 746 amino acids. Gene Ontology annotation, cellular component: cytoplasm; chromosome. The transcript is spliced from 13 exons. Gene Ontology annotation, molecular function: ATP binding; 3'-5' DNA helicase activity; four-way junction helicase activity. Gene Ontology annotation, biological process: double-strand break repair via homologous recombination. The record is from RefSeq and is a predicted model, not a curated record.